Molecule: messenger RNA, 2939 nt
Organism: Stomoxys calcitrans (stable fly)
Lineage: Eukaryota; Metazoa; Arthropoda; Insecta; Diptera; Muscidae
Gene: p115
Product: general vesicular transport factor p115
Exons: 1
Coding region: 129-2720 (863 amino acids)
Biological process (GO): endoplasmic reticulum to Golgi vesicle-mediated transport; transcytosis; intracellular protein transport
Cellular component (GO): Golgi stack; endoplasmic reticulum; ER to Golgi transport vesicle membrane
Molecular function (GO): protein binding
Source: RefSeq, a predicted model, not a curated record
UUGGGAUCCCUAGUGUAAUCGAUGCGUGUCAGAAUUUGGAUUAGGAAUUGGGUUGGUAGAGGCAAUAUAGGAAAAAAGUAUUUCAUGUAAACGAAAAUUUAGAUAGUGAAUAAGUUCCCGAGGAUCUAAUGGAUUUCUUGAAAAGUGGAUUCAAAACUGUUCUCGGCGCUACCGAACCGGGUCAACCGCCUAGCGCUGCGGAAACAGUUGAGAAAUUAGUGGACAGAGCAGCAUCAUCAACCUUAUUGGAGGAUCGUCGAGAUGCAUGCCGUGCUUUGAAGGCUCUAUCCAGAAAAUAUCGCAUUGAAGUAGGUGCCCAGGGUAUGCCAGCAUUGAUUCAAGUUCUGCAGAAUGAUUGCCAAGACUGUGAAAUAAUAUCAUAUGCUCUGGACACUUUGUGCAAUAUAGUAGCUAGCGAAGAGUUCGAAGAAGAAGCCGACAAUCCCACGGUGUCUGUAAAUGUUGGAGAGCAAUUUACUGAAAUGUUUAUAAAGAGCCCAGAUAAUGUGUCUUGUGUGAUGGGAUACUUGGAAGAGUAUGACUUUCGGGUACGCAGGGCGGCGAUACAAUUGCUCACAACUUUGAUACAAAAUAAAACGCGGGAUCUACAAGAACUGGUGUUGGUGAGUCCAAUGGGCGUAUCCAAACUCAUGGACCUUCUUUCCGAUAGUCGUGAGGUAAUACGAAACGACGCAUUGCUACUUCUGAUUCAAAUGACUAAGGGUAACUCGAACAUCCAAAAAAUUGUUGCCUUCGAAAAUGCAUUCGAUAAAAUUUUCGAUGUAAUAAGAGAUGAAGGUUGUGCCGACGGAGGUAUUGUCGUUGAAGAUUGCUUAAUAUUGUUGUUAAAUUUGCUGAAAAACAAUUCCAGCAACCAACAAUUUUUCAAAGAGGGUUCCUACAUCCAGCGCUUGGCCCCAAUGUUUGAAUUAUCCAACAAAGAGAGUGGAGAGAUGGGUUGGGCCCCACAGAAAAUGUCAAAUGUUCAUUGUAUGUUGCAAGUGAUAAGGUCGCUAGUAACACCUAGCAAUCAGCAGCAGGUUGUAUCUUCAUGCCAAAAAGCCAUGAGACAAUCUAAGCUUUUGGAAGCAUUAUGUGAGAUACUUAUGGGUAGCGGAGUUCCAGCUGACAUUCUUACUGAAACUAUAAAUGCUGUAGCUGAAGUGGCGAGAGGCGAUCCAGAUAAUCAGGAGCAAUUAAGCAAAGUUAUGGCUCCCAGUACACCACCACGACCAGUUAUUGUAGUACUUUUAAUGUCGAUGAUCAAUGAGAAACAAUUGUUGGCAUUGCGUUGCUCCGUUUUGUAUUCGUUUCAAUGCUAUUUAUUCCGCAAUCCAGCGUGUCAACAAGCUGUAGUUUCGACGUUAUUGCCAUCAUCGGCAACCGAUGUCUCAAGUCUUUCCACUGGACAACUAUUGUGUAAUGGUCUUUUCUCGACAGAUUCAAUGGCAAAUUGGUUUUCGGCUGUGGCUCUUAUGCACACUUUAGUCGAUAACACAGCACAAAAAGAGGAGCUUUUGAGGGUAUUGUUGGCAACAUCUGCCGGCGCCCAUAAACCCGUAACAUUGCUAGAACAAUGUACCAAUCUGUUGCAACAAGAAUCAUAUAAACUUCAAAGCAAAGUUGGACUUUUAAUGUUAUUGAGCAUGUGGGUAGCCCAUUGUCCCACUGCAGUAAAAACUCUCCUCCAAACUCAAGGCACUAUGGCUUAUUUGACUGCGCAAAUCAGCGGCAAUGAGCAUGAUGAAAACGAAUAUCUAGUCCAGGGAUUGUGUGCCUUUCUGAUGGGUCUCUGCAUACAAUUCAAUGAUAACUCUUUAACUGGACAGAAACGCGAUGACAUUUGUCAGUUGAUCAUCAAACGCAUAGGUCAAGAACAUUUUUGCAAUAAACUCAAUGAAGUGUCAAGGCAUGAGGCUUACAGCAGAGCCUGCAAACAACCUCAAAUUAGAGCCAAGUCCGCCAUGGAAUUACUCUUAGAUUACGAAUACUGCAAACUUUUUAAGGGACUUGAAGCUUUGGUGGUAAAAAUGGUAACCGGAUUUGACGUUAAUGGGAUUGAAUUAACGGAACUCACACUUAGUUCGGAAGCAUCGGCAUUGGUUGCCCAGUAUAAGGGUAUUAUACGAGGUUUGGAUAAUCAGAUCACAACUCUCCAAGAGACCGUAAAACAACUCGAAGCGAAGAAAUCUGCACAAGAACAAAAACUAAAUGAGGUUCAAAACCUGAAUCAUCAACUCACUGAUCAGAAUACACUGCUAAAGGCUCAGUUGUCGGCUCGAAAAAAUAACGACUCUUUAUCAACCAAUUCAUCAACUCCUCAUAAUGACAAUAAUUCCCCUCCAAAUAAUGUUACACUCGAAGCCUUAAAUGCAGCCCAAUUUCAAACAAACCUUUAUUAUACGGAAAACUUGCGCCUACAACAGGAGCUCGAUAAUUUGCGAAAACGUUUACAGGAUGCAACAGAUAUGGCGAACAUGGCCAAUGAAAACUAUCAAAAAUUGCAAAAAGACCAAGAGGACUUGCUGGAGCUACUAACGGACCAGGAAAAUAAAAUACAGCGUUAUGCGGAGCAAAUGCGGUCAGCAGGUCUGCCCGUUGAAGACGAUGUCGAUUUGGAAGAUAGCAACAGUGAUGAGAAUAUUAAUUCCAAUCAUUCCAGUUCAAAUGCGAAUUCUUUGACUGACACAAGUCCGCAACAUGUAACAAAAAAUAUAUGAACAAUGCGAAAACCAUGCCUUUAAGGAAAGUUUAUGAUAGAAAAAAUUUAGAUAUAUUUCAGGAAGCGAUAUAGUAGAGUUCCCACUUCCUACGUCGUUUAAGUAAUGCAUCCGAAACCAAGAAGAAAUAACAAAAUAGUUAAGCAAUGUUAAAUGUUCUUGUCGUAAUAAUAAAAAUAUAUGAAAAACAAUAAAAUGGAAAAAUAUUCCAAUGUAGAA